Molecule: messenger RNA, 6033 nt
Organism: Lactuca saligna
Lineage: Eukaryota; Viridiplantae; Streptophyta; Magnoliopsida; Asterales; Asteraceae
Source: the annotation of a GenBank genome assembly
AUGCUUACUGCAAUGACGGAGUUGAAUGCUGCAAAAGACAUUGUUGAAGAGCGGAAGAAUCAAAACGUAGAAAAAUGUUUUGAGGCUCCAAACCAUGUCAACCGUUGGUUGGAAGAUGUUCAAACAAUCAACAGAAAAGUGGAAUGUGUUCUUAACGAUAAUUGCAAUUGGUUCAAUCUAUGUAAUAGGUACAUGCUCGCAGUGAAAGCCUUGGAGAUAACUCAGGAGAUCGAUCAUGCCAUGAAACAACUCUCUCGGAUAGAAUGGACUGAUGAUUCAGUUCCUUUAGGGAGAAAUGGUUCCACAAAGGCAUCCACCUCUACACCAUCAAGUGAUUACAAUGACUUCGAGUCAAGAGAACACACUUUUAGGAAAGCACUUGAAGCACUUGGAUCCAACCACACAUCCCACAUGGUAGCCUUAUGUGGGAUGGGUGGAGUGGGGAAGACCACGAUGAUGAAGAGGCUGAAAAAGAUUAUUAAAGAAAAGAGGACGUUUCAUUAUAUUGUUUUGGUGGUUAUAAAGGAAAAUAUGGAUCUCAUUUCCAUCCAGGAUGCUGUAGCAGAUUACCUGGAUAUGAAGCUAAUAGAAAGCAAUGAAUCAGAAAGAGCCGAUAAACUUCAUGAAGGGUUUCAGGCGAAAUCAGAUGGAGGUAAGAAUAGGUUCCUCAUAAUACUGGAUGAUGUAUGGCAAUCUGUUGAUAUGGAAGAUAUUGGUUUAAGUCCUUUUCCGAAUCAAGGUGUCGAUUUCAAGGUCUUGUUGACCUCGGAAAACAAAGAUGUUUGUGCAAAAAUGGGAGUUGAAGCUAAUUUGAUUUUCGACGUGAAAUUCUUAACAGAAGAAGAAGCACAAAGUUUGUUUUAUCAAUUUGUAAAAGUUUCUGAUCCCCACCUUGAUAAGAUUGGAAAAGCUAUUGUAAGAAAGUGUGGUGGUCUACCCAUUGCCAUCAAAACCAUAGCCAAUACUCUUAAAAGUAGAAACAAGGAUGUAUGGAAGGAUGCACUUUCUCGUAUAGAGCAUCAUGACAUUGAGACAAUUGCACAUGUUGUUUUUCAAAUGAGCUACGACAAUCUCCAAAACGAAGAAGCUCAAUCCAUUUUUUUGCUUUGUGGAUUGUUUCCUGAAGACUUUGAUAUUCCUACUGAGGAAUUGGUGAGGUAUGGAUGGGGCUUGAGAGUAUUUAAUGGAGUGUAUACUAUAGGAGAAGCAAGACACAGGUUGAAUGCCUACAUCGAGCUGCUCAAGGAUUCAAAUUUAUUGAUUGAAAGUGAUGAUGUUCACUGCAUCAAGAUGCAUGAUUUGGUUCGUGCUUUUGUUUUGGAUACGUUUAAUAGAUUCGAGCAUUCGUUGAUUGUCAAUCAUGGUAAUGGUGGUAUGUUAGGGUGGCCUGAAAAUGAUAUGAGUGCCUCAUCUUGCAAAAGAAUUUCAUUAAUAUGCAAGGGCAUGUCCGAUUUUCCUAGAGUCGUAAAGUUUCCAAAUCUCUUGAUUUUGAAACUUAUGCAUGGAGAUAAGUCUUUGAAGUUUCCUCAAGACUUUUAUGGAGAAAUGAAGAAGCUUCAGGUUAUAUCGUAUGAUCACAUGAACUAUCCCUUGCUUCCAACAUCACCUCAAUGCUCCACCAACCUUCGUGUGCUUCAUCUUCAUCAAUGCUCAUUGAUGUUUGAUUGCUCUUCUAUUGGAAAUCUGUUGAAUCUGGAAGUGCUCAGCUUUGCUAAUUCUGGCAUUGAGUGGUUACCUUCCACAAUCGGAAAUUUGAAGGAGCUAAGGGUACUAGAUUUGACAGAGUGUGAUGGUCUUCGUAUAGAUAAUGGUGUCCUAAAGAAAUUGGUCAAACUUGAAGAGCUUUAUAUGAGAGUUGGUGGUCGAUAUCAAAAGGCCAUUAGCUUCACUGAUGAAAACUGCAAUGAAAUGGCAGAGCGUUCAAAAACCCUUUCUGCAUUAGAAUUUGAGUUCUUCAAAAACAAUGCUCAACCAAAGAAUAUGUCAUUUGAGAAUCUUGAACGAUUCAAGAUCUCAGUGGGAUGUUAUUUUAAGGGAGAUUUCGGUAAGAUCUUUCACUCUUUUGAAAACACGUUGCGGUUGGUCACCAACAGAACUGAAGUUCUUGAAUCCAGACUUAAUGAGUUGUUUGAGAAAACAGAUGUCCUUUAUUUAAGUGUAGGAGAUAUGAAUGAUCUUGAAGAUGUUGAGGUAAAGUCGGCACAUCUUCCUAAAUCCUCUUCCUUCGACAAUUUAAGAGUCCUUAUCAUUUCUGAGUGUGUAGAGUUGAGAUACCUUUUCACACUUGAUGUUGCAAACACUUUGUCAAAGCUUGAGCAUCUUCAAGUUUACGAAUGCGAUAAUAUGGAAGAACUCAUACAUACAGAGGGUAGAGGAGAAGUGACAAUUACAUUCCCAAAGCUGAAGUUUUUAUCAUUGUGUGGGCUACCAAAUCUGUUGGGUUUGUGUGGUAAUGUGCACAUAAUUAAUCUACCACAACUCACAGAGUUGAAACUUAAUGGCAUUCCAGGUUUCACAAGCAUAUAUCCUGAAAAAGAUGUUGAAUCAUCUAGUUUGUUGAAUAAAGAGGUUGUAAUCCCUAAUUUGGAGAAACUUGAUAUUAGUUAUAUGAAGGAUUUGAAAGAGAUAUGGCCUUGUGAAUUAGGGAUGAGUCAGGAAGUUGAUGUUUCUACGUUGAGAGUGAUUAAAGUGAUAUUUUGUGGUUCCAUUGAAGUGUUAUUCAACAUUGAGUUGGAUUCUAUUGGUCAAAUUGGAGAAGGCAUCAACAAUAGCAGCUUGAGAAUCAUCCAAUUGCAGAACUUAGGGAAGCUAAGUGAGGUGUGGAGGAUAAAAGGUGCGGAUAACUCUAGUCUCCUCAUCAGUGGCUUUCAAGGUGUUGAAAGCAUUAUCAUUAACAAAUGCAAGAGGUUUAGAAAUGUAUUCACACCUACCAGCACCAAUUUUGAUAUGGGGGCACUUAUGGAGAUUCGGAUACAAGAUUGUGGAGAAAAGAGGAGAGAGAAUGAAUUGGUAGAGAGUAGCCAAGAGCAAGAGCAGAUUGAUAUUGCAAUCCCAUUCACUCUCACACACUCUUUCCAAAACCUCCGUAAACUUGCUUUGGAAAAGUAUGAAGGAGUGGAGGUGGUGUUUGAGAUAGAGAGUCCAACAAGUAGAGAAUUGAUAACAAUUCACCAUAAUCAACAACCACUACUUCCCAACCUUGAGUUAUUGGAUAUAAGUUUUAUGGACAGCAUGAGUCAUGUAUGGAAGUGCAACUGGAAUAAAUUCUUCAUUCUUCAAAAACAACAGUCAGAAUCCCCAUUCUGUAAUCUCACAACCAUACAUGUUCAAUAUUGCCAAAGCAUUAAGUACUUGUUUUCAACUCUCAUGGCAAAACUUCUUUCCAACCUAAAGAAGGUCGAGGUAAGAGAGUGUCAUGGUAUUGAAGAAGUUGUUUCGAACAGAGAUGAUGAAGAUGAGGAAAAGACUACAUUUACAUCUACAUCUUCUGAAAAAAGCACUAAUUUGUUCCCUCGUCUUGAAUCUCUCGCUCUUUAUCAACUUCCAAAUCUCAAGUGUAUUGGUGGUGGUGGUUCUGCCAACAGUGGGAACAAUGAAAUAUCUCUUGAUAAUUCCACUACUACUACUUCUUUUGUUGAUCAAUCUAAGUUUUAUCAGGCAGGUGGCGUUUUUUGGACGUUAUGCCAAUACUCCAGAGAGAUAAAUAUAAGGGAGUGUUAUGCAUUGUCAAGUGUAAUUCCAUGUUAUGCAGCAGGACAGAUGCAAAAUGUUCAAGUGCUGAAUAUAUACAGGUGCAACUCAAUGAAGGAGUUAUUUGAAACUCAAGGGAUGAACAACAACAAUGGUGACAGUGGUUGUGAUGAAGGAAAUGGUUGUAUACCAGCAAUUCCAAGACUAAAUAACAUUAUUAUGCUACCCAAUCUAAAGAUAUUGAAGAUUGAAGAUUGUGGUCAUCUGGAACAUGUAUUCACAUUCUCUGCACUUGGAAGCCUGAGACAGCUCGAAGAGUUAACGAUAGAGAAAUGCAAGGCAAUGAAAGUGAUAGUGAAGGAAGAAGAUGAAUAUGGAGAGCAAACAACAAAGACAUCUUCGAAGGAGGUUGUGGUCUUUCCUCGUCUCAAGUCCAUUGAACUGGAAAAUCUACAAGAGCUCAUGGGUUUCUACUUAGGGAAGAAUGAGAUUCAGUGGCCUUCAUUGGAUAAGGUUAUGAUCAAGAAUUGCCCAGAAAUGAUGGUGUUUGCACCUGGUGAGUCCACAGUUCCCAAGCGCAAGUAUAUAAAUACAAGCUUUGGCAUAUAUGGGAUGGAGGAGGUACUUGAAACUCAAGGGAUGAACAACAAUAAUGAUGACAAUUGUUGUGAUGAUGGAAAUGGUGGAAUUCCAAGACUAAAUAACGUUAUUAUGUUUCCAAAUAUAAAGAUAUUGCAAAUCAGCAAUUGUGGCAGUUUGGAACAUAUAUUCACAUUCUCUGCACUUGAAAGCCUGAUGCAGCUCAAAGAGUUAACAAUAGCGGAUUGCAAGGCAAUGAAAGUGAUUGUGAAGGAGGAAUAUGAUGUAGAGCAAACAAGGGUAUUGAAGGCUGUGGUAUUUUCUUGUCUAAAGUCCAUUACACUAUGCCAUCUACCAGAGUUGGUGGGUUUCUUCUUGGGGAAGAAUGAGUUCUGGUGGCCUUCAUUGGAUAAGGUUACCAUCAUUGAUUGCCCACAAAUGAUGGUGUUCACACCUGGUGAGUCAACAACUCCCCACCUCAAGUACAUACACUCAAGCUUAGGCAAACAUACUCUUGAAUGUGGCCUUAAUUUUCAAGUCACAACUACUGCAUAUCAUCAGACCCCAUUCCUGAGUUCGUGCCCUGCUACUUCAGAAGGGAUGCCUUGGUCCUUUCAUAAUUUGAUCGAAAUAUCUUUGAUGUUUAAUGAUGUUGAGAAGAUUAUUCCAUCCAAUGAGUUGUUACAUCUGCAAAAGCUGGAAAAGGUUCAUGUAAGGCAUUGUAAUGGGGUAGAGGAGGUAUUUGAAGCAUUGGAAGCAGGGGCAAAUAGUAGUAAUGGUUUUGAUGAAUCCUUACAAACUACUACUCUUGUCAAACUUCCAAACCUAACACAAGUGGAGUUAGAGUAUCUAGAUUGUCUGAGGUAUAUAUGGAAGACCAAUCAGUGGACAACAUUUGAGUUCCCAAACCUAACAACAGUCACUAUCAGAGAAUGUCAUGGGUUAGAACAUGUAUUUACUAGUUCCAUGGUUGGUAGUCUAUUGCAACUCCAAGAGCUACAUAUAUAUAACUGCAAAUAUAUGGAGGAGGUAAUCGCCAGGGAUGCAGAUGUUGUAGAAGAAGAAGAAGAAGAUGAUGAUGAUGACAAAAGGAAAGACAUCACAUUACCUUUUCUAAAAACUGUAACACUUGCUAGCCUUCCUCGUCUUAAGGGGUUUUGGUUAGGGAAGGAGGAUUUUUCAUUCCCAUUAUUGGAUACUUUAAAUCAAAUAAGAGGUAUUCAAUACUAAUAAUAUAUUUUCAUGUUGUAAUUGUGUCAUUAUUGUCUGCAACCUUUUUCUCUUGUUAUGCAUCAGGGCCUUCAGUUUAUGUAUUUCAGAUGUGUUAUUCAUGGUUAUGUGAAUUCUUGUGCUAGAUUACAGGGUUUUAGAUGUAGUAGUAUUAUAAAUAUUUGGCUCGUUAGUCAAACAUCUUUUUCCGAACAAUUUUUCUAGUAUGCCACUAGUUAUACCAAGAAGUUAUGGCAUCUAGUAUUGAUUUCAUAACCCAAAAGUGCUGUAAAUAUUUUAUACCGGAAGGAUGAGAUUUUGGAAGUCUUACAUGGCAAAUACAUGGAUAAAGAUUAAGGACCAGGGUUAGUUUAGGAAAUCUUGAGAAUAAAUUGGUCAUAAGGGUUAAGGAUUAAGGAGGCAAAAGUUGAAUUCAGAAAUGCUGGGAGAUUACCUACUUAUCUUGUUAUUUUUAGGGGUAAUGACAUAAAAACCUUAAGUUUUCAAAUUUUUGUCGGUUUUACCCUUUUGCAGAUUUUAAAUUCAUUAAAACCG